AUGCUUAUCAAACCUUGGAACGAUCAACCUACUCCCCGUCAUACUCUUGAGGAGGAGUCUGAAUCUACACCUGUGAUCCCUGAAAUCGCUAUCGACCUUCAGUCGAUUCCCGAUCAAAUUGAAUAUCUUUUGGUCUUACCAAAGUCCAUUGAUAUCAUACCCAAGGCAUUCUUUGGUAGCGCUGAAAUUGGUUCAGUCUCGGUAAUCUUGCCGGACGUUGAGACACCCACACCCACCAAGAUUGACUCAGAUUCGGAAUAUGAUGAGGAUGAACAGCUCUAUAAAGCUAUAGAUCAUAGAAAGUCCAAAGAUCAGUCCACGCAUAUCCCAAUUCUUCAAUUAACUAGCACCACCCUCUGUGUUGUCACGCCAAACUUCAAAAACGUCAUAAUCAACAACUUGGUGGCUCGUAAAUUGGUUUCGGAGUUCCAGGGGAAAGUUUCCCGAAGCUGGAUAACUUUGUCGCCAUGUAGCUUAAACAAUGGCCAGACUUUGAACAAAUUGGACGUUUUCAACAACGGAAUACGGGAAUUGCCUGAGUCGUACAACUUUGUUCCGUACUUAAAGCCACCGCACUUCAUCACUGGUAUUGGUGCUUCUUUCAACUCUGUGUUGAACAUAACGGAGAAUGCAAGAUUUGUAAGCUUAGUGUUGAAUGCCGAUGGACAGCCUGGAUAUGAGAAAUUGGACAAUGACUCCUUAGUGGACGCUGCGUAUGUCUUGGUUGACUUCUUGAUCAAGGACCAAAGCGCUAAGGAAGAGGUGCUAGGCAACAUAAGUAAAUCUGUGAGAAAGUUUACCAGUUACUCCGGAGGCGGUAUGUACUUGUAA
Messenger RNA from Dujonia railenensis, 831 nucleotides. The record is from the annotation of a GenBank genome assembly. Lineage: Eukaryota; Fungi; Ascomycota; Pichiomycetes; Serinales; Debaryomycetaceae.